Messenger RNA from Penicillium argentinense, 2010 nucleotides. Its product is annotated as DEAD/DEAH box helicase. Gene Ontology annotation, cellular component: nucleus. The coding region runs from base 1 to 2010 and encodes 669 amino acids. The record is from RefSeq and is a predicted model, not a curated record. The transcript is spliced from 2 exons. Gene Ontology annotation, molecular function: ATP binding; RNA helicase activity; RNA binding. Lineage: Eukaryota; Fungi; Ascomycota; Eurotiomycetes; Eurotiales; Aspergillaceae.
AUGGCCGACGGUCUUCAGAUGGGCAACUUGUCCCUUAACGAUUCCCAGCACGCGGUCCAGGCCGGUCCUCCCCCUGGUCGCGCUGCUUACAUCCCUCCUCACCUGCGCGGACGCAACGCCGGUGCCAGCAUGGACGGCGCUGCUCCUCCUCCUGGUCCUGGCUACGGUGGCCCUCGCGGUGGCCCUCGCGGCAACUGGGCUAAUGCCAACGCUCCCGACUUCAGCCCUCGCGGUCCCGCCAACGGUAGAGUCGCCCAAGCCUCGGACGGUCAAGCGCGCCGAAUUUUCGACCCCAAUGCUUACGGACUCUUAGGAAAUGCAGGUGGCUCUUAUGGAGGUGGUAACUACGGUGGUGGCUCUGCUCGUGGUUCGGGUGAUGGCCAGUGGCGCGACGGCAAGCACAUCCCCGGUCCCGCCAACGCUCGCGUCGAGCGCGAGCUGUUCGGCGUCCCCAACGACCCCUCCAAGCAGCAGACUGGUAUCAACUUUUCCAACUACGAUGAUAUCCCCGUUGAGGCUUCCGGUCACGAAGUCCCCGAGCCCGUUAACGCUUUCACCAACCCUCCCCUGGACGACCACCUCAUCUCUAACAUCAAGCUCGCGAGCUAUGUCACUCCUACUCCCGUCCAGAAGUACUCCAUCCCCAUUGUCAUGAACGGCCGUGACCUUAUGGCUUGCGCCCAGACCGGUUCCGGAAAGACCGGUGGUUUUCUCUUCCCCAUUCUCUCUCAGGCGUUCCAGAACGGCCCGUCCGUUACUCCUCCCCAGGCUACUGGCCAGUUCAGCUAUGGCCGACAGCGCAAGGCUUACCCUACCUCUCUUAUCCUGGCUCCCACUCGUGAGCUGGUCUCCCAGAUCUUCGAUGAGGCCCGCAAGUUCAGCUACCGCUCCUGGGUUCGCCCCUGCGUCGUCUACGGUGGUGCCGACAUUGGCUCCCAGCUGCGCCAGAUCGAGCGUGGCUGCGAUCUGCUCGUUGCCACUCCCGGUCGUCUGGUCGACCUGAUCGAGCGUGGCCGUAUCUCUCUGGUCAACAUCAAGUACCUGGUUCUGGAUGAGGCUGAUCGCAUGCUGGACAUGGGUUUUGAGCCCCAAAUUCGCCGUAUUGUCGAGGGUGAGGACAUGCCCCGUGUUGAGGACCGCCAGACCCUCAUGUUCUCGGCCACUUUCCCCCGUGACAUCCAGAUGCUGGCCCGUGACUUCCUGAAGGACUACAUUUUCCUGUCGGUUGGUCGUGUCGGUUCCACCUCCGAGAACAUCACCCAAAAGGUCGAAUAUGUCGAGGACCACGACAAGCGCUCCGUUCUGCUGGACAUUCUCCACACCCACGGUACUACCGGUUUGACCCUGAUCUUCGUCGAGACCAAGCGCAUGGCCGACUCGCUUUCCGACUUCCUGAUCAACCAGCGCUUCCCUGCCACCGCCAUUCACGGUGACCGCACUCAGCGUGAGCGUGAGCGUGCUCUGGAGUUCUUCCGUAACGGUCGUUGCCCCAUCCUGGUCGCUACUGCUGUUGCUGCCCGUGGUCUCGAUAUCCCCAACGUUACCCACGUCAUCAACUACGAUCUGCCCACCGACAUCGAUGACUACGUCCACCGUAUCGGUCGUACCGGUCGUGCUGGUAACACCGGUAUCGCCACUGCUUUCUUCAACCGUGGCAACCGUGGUGUCGUCCGUGACCUGAUCGACCUGCUCAAGGAGGCUCACCAGGAUUGCCCUUCGUUCCUCGAGAGCAUUGCCCGCGAAGGUAGCGGCUACGGUGGUCGUGGCCGUGGCGGUGGUCGCGGCCGUGGUGGCAGCGCUGCCACUCGCGAUAUGCGUCGUCUGCCUCCCUCCUCUGGCGGCUUCAGCGGUGGCUUCGGUGCCCCCCCCUCCUACGGCGGUGGUGGCGGUAGCUACGGCGGUGCUCCCUCCUACGGCAGCGGCGGCGGCGGCGGCGGCUACAGUGGCGGCUAUGGCGGCGGUGGCUACGGCAACCCCUCUGGCUCUGCCGGCCCCUCCUCCUGGUGGUAA